Clarias gariepinus (North African catfish) is the source of this 1451-nucleotide messenger RNA. Its product is annotated as glycoprotein endo-alpha-1,2-mannosidase-like protein. NCBI's taxonomy places the organism in Eukaryota, Metazoa, Chordata, Actinopteri, Siluriformes, Clariidae. The transcript has 4 exons. Gene Ontology annotation, molecular function: alpha-mannosidase activity. The coding region runs from base 1 to 1323 and encodes 440 amino acids. Gene Ontology annotation, cellular component: Golgi apparatus. The record is from RefSeq and is a predicted model, not a curated record.
AUGGCUCGACUACGCAGAAAAUCUUGCGUGCUUCUUUUUCUCUUCGCGCUCUUCGUGCUCGGGACUCUGGUGGGAUUAAGGAGUCUGAAGCCGAGUGAUGGAUUGUCGGAUCUUGACAUUUCGCCUAUUAACGGGGAGAAAGUUGACAGGCGUGCGGUUUUCAGCGAUGUCCUGUCACCGGCCGCUCAGGAACGCGUUGUCGCAAGUAAGGCAAAAGCAGCCGGCUCAAACCCGAGUCCGGACAGAGGCGUAUCCUACGAUGUUCAUAUAUUUUACUACACAUGGUAUGGAAACCCUCAAACUGAUGAGAAAUACUUGCAUUGGGACCAUAUCCUGGUGCCACACUGGGACCCAAAAAUCGCCGCCAGUUAUCCGAAAGGAAGGCAUGUACCCCCCGAGGACAUCGGCUCGAGUUUUUACCCUGAAAUGGGGCCAUACAGCUCGAGGGAUCCGGAAGUGCUGGAGUCUCACAUGGAGCAAAUUAGCACAUCAGGGGCAGGUGUAGUUGUGCUGUCCUGGUAUCCUCCGGGUUUGGCUGAUGAUCAUGGAGAGCCUUCUGAAGAUAUGGUACCAUCAAUGCUGGAUGCUGCACUCAGGCACAAUUUAAAGGUGGCGUUUCAUAUCCAGGCCUAUAAAGGAAGGACGGAUCAUAGCUUACAUAACAACAUCAAAUACAUCAUCGACAGGUAUGGAGAUCAUGAGGCUUUCUACCGCUUCAGCAGCAGCAGUGGAAAAGUGUUACCUCUUUUUUAUAUCUAUGACUCUUACCUGACUCCAACUGAGGCUUGGGCAGAGUUGCUAACCUCAACAGGCUCUCACAACCUACGUGGAACCCCAUAUGAUGGUGUCUUCAUUGCACUGAUUGUGGAUGAGAAACACAAGCAUGACAUCCUUGCUGGAGGAUUUGAUGGAAUGUAUACAUAUUUUGCUUCUAAUGGAUUCUCCUAUGGCUCCUCACAUCAAAACUGGAAAGGCCUCAAGGCCUUUUGUAAUGGAAACAAUCUGCUUUUUGUACCAAGUGUGGGUCCUGGCUAUAUCGACACUAGUAUACGGCCCUGGAACAACCACAACACUCGGAACAGAGUAAAUGGCAGAUACUAUGAAACUGGCCUGCAAGCGGCACUGAAUGUGCAGCCUGAGAUUGUUUCAAUCACUUCCUUCAAUGAAUGGCAUGAGGGCACACAGAUUGAGAGAGCAAUGCCCAAAAAGACAUUGAGGCGUGUAUACCUGGACUACCAGCCACAUGAGCCAGAUCUUUAUUUAGAACUUACCAGAUCAUGGGUUGAGCAGUACCAUAAAGAGAAAGAGCGAUGGAUUGUUUGAUCAAGUUGGCAUAUUGGAAGAUGUUGUAUAAAUGCAUGAUAAAUGGCAAAAUUAUCAGAAAAUAAGUCAUAUAAGCUUAAUUUGCAGUUCCUCUGCUAACCUUUAAUAAACAUAUUAAAAUGUCAAAA